This is a messenger RNA of Penicillium taxi, 897 nucleotides long. RefSeq lists its product as uncharacterized. NCBI's taxonomy places the organism in Eukaryota, Fungi, Ascomycota, Eurotiomycetes, Eurotiales, Aspergillaceae. The record is from RefSeq and is a predicted model, not a curated record. The transcript is spliced from 2 exons. Gene Ontology annotation, biological process: regulation of transcription by RNA polymerase II. Gene Ontology annotation, molecular function: DNA-binding transcription factor activity, RNA polymerase II-specific. Bases 1 to 897 code for a protein of 298 amino acids.
AUGGCGAAUCCUAAUAUCCAACAUGUAAUGCGGACAGAUAUGAUUCGCGUUGCAUUCCAGAAUCCUUACUUGAUGAACACGAUUCUCGGAGUCGGCUCGCUUCAUUUAAAUCGGUUAUCGCCCAACAAGGAGCGAGCAUUUGCGGAGUCUUAUUUCUGGCAGAAUGCUAUUCAGCUAUACCAGCAAGCGCUUUCCAUGAAUCUCAGAAAAGAUAAUGUUGAUGCCCUUCUAUCUACUUGCAUGUUGAUGGGCGUCAUGACUAUAUGCCCGGAGGGAUUCAAACCCACCGAUUCCUGGGUUCUCACAAACAAACCGGAAGCCAUGAACUGGCUAUGUCUACAAAGUGGCCUUCGAUGUAUUUUGAAAAUGGCAGCGCCAUAUAUAGCCGAAAGCAUCUGGGCAACUGCAUUCUCAGAAGUCGACAAAGAAGAACGCCACAUUUUCAGUGAGAUCCAACAUGGACGCGGAGGCCUUGAUUCGGAUCUGGCCGAUCUCUGUGACAUUGACGAGUUUACUUCUGAGGCAAACAGUAUCUACUAUGCUCCUCUUCGCAUCCUUUCCCCGCUCUUGGAACUUGCUCGGAGUGGACGGACUACUGGGUCGAACGCUGCUCACUGUGCCUCAUUCAUGGGCCGAUUGGAGUUUGACUUCCUUGCGCUUUUAAGGAGCAGAGAUCCACCGGCUCUUAUCCUACUGGCGCACUGGAUGGGGAUCAUGUGCUUGUUAUCAGAAGAUCAGCCUUGGGUGGAGGGAAGAAUUAGGGCUGAGUGCAUCGCAAUUUGCAUGUUUUUGGAGCCUAGUACCGACCCACAGAUAAGGCGGCUGCUAUAUUUUCCUGCGACAUCAUGUGGAUAUGAGAAAAAGUCUUAUACUCAUAGAACUAUCGAAUAUUCAUGA